AUGGUGCCUCACACUAUUGUCCCGAUCACAGGGGAUGGAGCUUGCCUGUUCCGAUCUCUCUCAUAUCUUAUGUAUUACAAUCAGUUAAUGGCUAGCGAUGUGCGUGAACUAAUCGUGAAACAUGUGGUGGAUAAUUGGGAGGAAUUUUUCAUUAUGUCCCACGACAGCAAGGGGGACAAUUAUACCAGCUCUGCUGAAUAUCUCGCUCACAUGUCUCAACCAUUUACUUAUGGUGGUUUAUGCGAGUUGGUGGCGGAUGGUGAAUUAUUCGGGUUUGUCUUCGAGGUUUACCGCAAUGGUGAGCUCUAUAAAAGUUUUGGUGUUGAAGGUCACCCUGUUAAGAGGCUGCGCUUUACGCAGGACCUUUCUAAAGGACAUUUCGAUGCAUACGUGCCACGUAAAAAUGAAGAAUUGACCACUACACCACUCUUUUUUCAGUAUGAUCAUGCCUCAAAUAUUUCACAACCAUCAUCUCUUUUUGGUAGCAAAAAGGCUUCUGGCAAACGUCGUGCUAGAUAUACUAACGUUAAAAGGAAGAAGCAACUUCAAGAUGCGGCAAGAAAAUAUGCGCAUAAUAACCCUGAGGUGAACAGAGCAGCGGUAACUAGGUACUCAAAAAAUAAGCCGGAGGUGCAUAGAGCAGCGGUGGCAAGAUACCAACAAAAUAACCCUGAGGUGCACAGAGCAGCUGUGAAUAAGUACCAAAAAAAUAACCCUGAGGUACACAGAGCGAUAGAGUUUCGAUAUGAACUAAGCAAUUCUGGAAAACGAUUAGAAAGGCGAGCACUUCCGUGGAAGGUAAAAGCUUAUUCAGGCAUGGCAUAUGAUCCUGAUGUGGAUUAUGAGGCAGACAGCAUUAUAGCUCUGGGUACCAUGAGCCAGAAGUGUAAGUACUGCAAUGCCCUUAAGUGGAAGGAGGAGGCUCCUGGCAUGUGUUGCAAUGAUGGAAAGGUGCAGCUUUCACCUUUUCAACCUCUGCCCGAGCCUCUCUACAGUUUGGUAAUGGGUAGCCACUCUGAGCACGUCCACUUUAUGAAUCGUGUUCGGAAGUAUAAUGGCUGCUUCAACAUGACAUCAUUCGGAGCCAAGCAGGUUCAACAAGACGGCUUCAUACCGACCUUUAAAGUUCAGGGGCAGGUAUAUCACUUGGUAGGAAGCCUGCUGCCAGCAUCUGAGCAAGAAGCCCAAUUCCUACAAAUUUAUUUCGUGGGUGAGGACGAAAGGGAAGUGCGCUUGAGAUGCAACAAUUUUCCAGAUGUCAAACACAAAUUAGUUAAAGAAUUGCAGAGGAUGCUACAUGAAGUCAAUAGCUACAUAAAAGACCUAAAAACUACUAUAGAAAAAGUACCUACAAUUUGCAAAAAUUUCGAAGUUAUUAUUCAUGCAGAUAGGAAGCCCAUUGAUGCUCAUGGAGGACGGUAUAAUGCACCAACAGCAAAUGAGGUAGCUUUGGUGAUUGUGGGACAGCAAUUUGAGCAGCGAGAUAUUGUGUUGCACAGCCAUGACAACACACUAAAGCGUAUCAGCGAGAUUCAUCGAUCAUACGACGCCCUGCAGUAUCCGCUUUUGUUCUGCCGUGGCGAAGAUGGGUACUCUAUUGCCCUGUCUCAGCGCGAUCCUCAGACCAAGUUGCCCCUAAAGAAUACAGUAUCCGCAGCGAGCUUUUACUCAUACCGUAUUAUGGUCAGGGAAGGGGAAGUUAAUCACUUGGUGUACUUCCGUUCACUUUUCAGUCAAUUUUUGGUUGAUAUGUAUGCUAAAAUAGAGACUGAAAGGUUGAAUUAUAUUAGGAAUAACCAGGUGCAGUUGAGGGCAGAUAGUUACAUUCAUUUGAGAGACGCCAUGGGAAAGCAGGAUGCUGACGUUGCUCAGAUGGGUCAAAUGGUGGUGCUUCCGUCAUCAUUCACUGGGGGACCACGCUAUAUGCAUGAGAGAACUCAGGACGCUAUGACAUACGUCCGUUUUUACGGUCGUCCUGAUCUGUUUAUUACUUUUACUUGUAAUCCAAAGUGGAAGGAUAUCACAGAUGUACUGCUUCCUGGCCAAAAAUCUCACGAUCGACACGAUAUUAUAGCUAGGGUAUUUCAUCUCAAGGUGAAGAAAAUGAUGGCUCUUUUAAAAAAGGGUGAUUUGUUUGGAAAAGUGACGUGUUUCAUGUACUCUGUGGAAUGGCAAAAACGAGGUUUGCCUCAUAUUCACAUCUUGCUGUGGCUAGAGCAGCGCAUCUUUAAUAAUAUGAUCGACAAAGUCAUAUGUGCUGAAAUACCUGAUCCCGUGAAAGACUCUCUUCUUUAUAAUAUUGUCAAGGCCAAUAUGAUUCAUGGGCCCUGCGGGGGCUUAAACCGUAAUUCGCCAUGUAUGAAAGGAGGCAAUUGCAGCAAGAGGUAUCCCAGGCAACUUCUAAAGGACACUCAGACAGGAAACGAUGGAUAUCCGCAGUAUCGGAGAAGGUCUCAAGCUGAUGGUGGAUUUACCGUAAAAAUCAAUGAAAUAGAGCUGGACAAUCGUUGGGUGGUGCCCUAUAAUCCUGUUUUGUUACGUACUUUCAAUGCUCAUAUUAAUGUGGAAUUAUGUAAUUCAGUUAAAUCUAUAAAGUAUAUUUGUAAGUACGUGAAUAAGGGCAGUGAUCAAGCGACUUUUGCCUUAGAGAAUAAGAGGGAUGAGGUAAAAUUGUACGAGAGUGGACGGUAUAUUAGCAGCUCAGAGGCAGUUUGGAGAAUCUUGGCGUUUCCUAUUCAUGAGAGGUAUCCUGCUGUCUUUCAUCUAGCUGUACACCUCGAGAAUGGUCAGCGUGUAUACUUUAAUUCCAAAAACUUAGUUGAGAGGAUUAGUAAUCCACUUCAGACAACACUCUUGGCUUUCUUCGAGCUGUGCAAAACCGACGAUUUUGCAAAAACUCUUUUGUACUGUGAGGUUCCUUUUUAUUUUGUGUUUAAAAAUAACAAGUUUGAGAGAAGAAAGCGGGGAAUGAAUGUCGAUGGCUGGCCAGGAAUAAAGAAGGACAAUGUGCUGGGAAGAGUGUAUACCAUCCAUCCAAAUAACACAGAGUGUUAUUAUCUUCGCAUGUUGCUGUAUGAGAUUCGAGGUCCAACAUCAUUUUUAGAAUUGAAAACUGUAAAUGGUGUCUGUUCCACAUUCCAGUCUGCAUGCAAGGCAUUAGGUUUGCUGGAAGAUGACAAACACUGGGACAAUACAUUGGAGGAAGCUGCUUUGUGUGAUUCUUCCUUCAAGCUGCGGGAGCUUUUUACAGUGAUGUUGGUAUUCUGUCAACUUAACGAGCCUAUGAGUCUUUGGGAAAA
Molecule: messenger RNA, 3299 nt
Organism: Temnothorax curvispinosus
Lineage: Eukaryota; Metazoa; Arthropoda; Insecta; Hymenoptera; Formicidae
Exons: 1
Source: RefSeq, a predicted model, not a curated record